Molecule: messenger RNA, 594 nt
Organism: Capronia epimyces CBS 606.96
Lineage: Eukaryota; Fungi; Ascomycota; Eurotiomycetes; Chaetothyriales; Herpotrichiellaceae
Exons: 1
Coding region: 1-594 (197 amino acids)
Source: RefSeq, a predicted model, not a curated record
AUGCCUCGGAUCGAUUGCACGAACAUCCAGAGAUGGGCUCCAGUGCGAAAGGAUCAUGAUCUUGACGUCGGAUCGUUCAAGGUCGACGACCUGCGCAUUGAGCCAAGCAAGAUCCCGCUUAUGCGCCAGGUUAUGCUUACCGACAUCCCAGUCACUAGUUUGGAAAAAGUCGUUGAGCCUCAUGCUGACAGCCAUUUGAUCUUCGACCGGGAUGGAAGAAAAGAGGCUACAACCCAGGAUAGCGACGUUCGUGCCUGGCAGCCAGAAGGUCGCACGGUCGAGCAGGACAAACUCUCCCAGCGAUUCGUUCUUGUGAACGUCCUGUUCGAAAGUGCGAAGAAUAUCGAGGGUAUCAGGCCAGUUAGAGUGAUACGCUUCAUGAUUACCGGGGACGAAGAGCACAGCGCGGAGUUGAUGGAGCUGGAGGGUCAAAAAGGCAAGAUAGUCGUCCUUGUGGAUCGUAAUGUUUCCCACAUCGCCAAGCAGCGCCAGGUAGGGCGCCUUUGGGACGAUCUUGAAGACAUCGUAGCCUUUUGGAGCCUCCAAAUGGAGAUCGGAGAGAAUCCGGACCGCCACAGCGAGGGAGGAUGGUGA